Messenger RNA from Protobothrops mucrosquamatus (brown spotted pit viper), 3363 nucleotides. RefSeq names its product zinc finger SWIM-type containing 4 (gene ZSWIM4). Lineage: Eukaryota; Metazoa; Chordata; Lepidosauria; Squamata; Viperidae. Bases 1 to 3363 code for a protein of 1120 amino acids. Gene Ontology annotation, cellular component: Cul2-RING ubiquitin ligase complex. The transcript is spliced from 14 exons. The record is from RefSeq and is a predicted model, not a curated record. Gene Ontology annotation, molecular function: zinc ion binding.
AUGGAGCUUCCGCCCGCUAAGCGCAGGUGCGGCGCCCCUGGGGAGCAGCCCGAUCCGGGACCAAGCGCCGCCGUCGCCUCCUCCCCCCUUUCCGCUUCCACCUCUUCUGCCGUCGAGACGCUUCUGGACCUGAGCGCCCGGCGGGUGGCCGAAACUUGGGCCUUCGAGCAGGUUGAAGAACGUUUCUCCCGUGUCCCAGAACCUGUACAGAAGCGCAUAGUGUUCUGGUCCUUCCCACGGAGUGAACGGGAAAUAUGCAUGUACUCUUCCCUUGGCUAUCAUCCCCCAGAGGGGGAGCGAGACUCUCGUGUGCCCUUUAACCGUGGCUUGAAUUUGCUACAGUCAGGUGCUGUUGACCGUGUCCUCCAAGUAGGUUUCCACCUGAGUGGCAUUGUGACAGAACCGCCCGGCCCCAGUGAGCCAGAGCACAGUUAUCAUGUCUCCAUCAGUUUUGACCGCUGCAAAAUCACAUCGGUUAGCUGUGCCUGUGACAACCGAGACAUCUUCUACUGUGCUCACGUGGUGGCUCUGUCCCUGCAUCGCAUCCGACAUGCCCACCAGGUGGAGCUGCGCCUGCCUAUCUCAGAGACCUUGUCCCAAAUGAACCGGGAUCAGCUACAGAAGUUUGUGCAGUACCUGAUCAGCGCCCACCACACUGAAGUGCUGCCGACAGCUCAAAGGCUGGCUGAUGAGAUUCUGCUGCUGGGCUCUGAGAUCAACCGAGUGCAUGGUGCUCCAGAUCCCACAGCUGGUGCUGGCAUUGAAGAUGCAAACUGUUGGCACUUGGAUGAGGAGCAGAUCCAAGAACAAGUGAAGCAGCUACUGUCCAAUGGGGGUUAUUAUGGAGCAAGCAAGCAGCUUCAGUCCAUGUUCAAUAAGGUACGGGAAAUGCUACGAAUGCGGGAUUCCAAUGGUGCACGGAUGCUCAUCCUGAUGACAGAGCAGUUUCUGCAGGAUCCACGUCUGGCACUCUGGCGGCAGCAGGGAGCAGGCAUGACUGACAAGUGCCGGCAACUCUGGGAUGAACUUGGUGCAUUGUGGGUAUGUGUGGUUCUGAGCCCACAUUGUAAGCUGGAAGAGCGGGCAGUUUGGCUACAGCUUCUUAAGAAGUGGAAUAAGCUGGACAUUUGUCCAUUGGAGGAGGGUAACUACUCCUGUGACAGUGUUGGAACCAACAGCAGUUUGUCAUCUAAUCUAAAUCGCGGCCCAGGUAGGAAACCCACGGCAGCCGCUGCUCGACAGACAGUCUUUGGGCGUGCCAUCAAGGCUGCUGAGCUUCGCUGGGGGGACUGCCACCUGCAGAAGAUCUUGAGCAGUGACUGCUAUGGUGUCUCUUUGAAGAGCGGUGGUGACAAGUUGGGCUUUGAUCCCCAAGGCCAUCCACUCUGGCUGGGCGAUGCCUUUCCCAUGGCCUGCGCACGGGUUGAUGCCUUGCGCUCCCACGGGUACCCCCGCGAGGCCUUGCGCCUGGCAGUGGCCGUUGUCAACGCCAUGCGCUUGCAGCGACGUCAUCAGCUGGACAGCUACAAGCAGCAAAAGAAAGAGCUCUUGCACAAAGGCACAACAAGCAUUACCAAUUUGGAAGGAUGGGUUGGGCACCCUCUGGACCCCAUUGGUUGUCUCUGUCGUACCUUUCUGGAGGCCUGUCGAAUGGAUGAUGAGGGGCUCGUCCUGUUUCCAGAUUCUCCAGCAGAGCCCAAGAAGGCCCUCUAUCAGCACAUCCCAGUGCCCUCGAGUCCUGGCGAGUCGUAUUAUAUGCUGGCCUUGGAGGUGGCCCUGCUGGGGUUGGGGCAGCAGCGGUCCAUGCCAGAGGGCCUUUAUGCCCAGGACAAGGUGGUGCGCAGCGAGGAGCAAUUAAUUGGACUUCUAGAUGAGAUGGAGCUGGACGAGCGGCUGGUUCCUGUGCUCCGCAAGCAGGCGGCCUUGUUGCUGGAUGGAGGGCCUUUCAGUGGAUUUGGUGAGGUGGUGUUCCGAGAGAGCGUUCCCAUGCAUACUUUUGCCCGUUACCUCUUCACUGCCAUGCUGCCCUAUGAUCCCGAGUUGGCUUACCGUUUGGCAUUGAGAGCCAUGAGGCUUCCUGUAUUGGAGACAGUGUUACCAGCCAAUGACAUCCUGCACCAGAAUCCCCUGGACUCCAUGAUGGCCAAUCGCUUCCCCCGCUGGUUUACCCUUGGUCACCUAGAGACUCGACAGUGCGAGCUCGCCUCAGCUAUGCUUACAGCUGCUAAAGGUGACCCCAACUGGCUGCGCAUGGUCCUGGGCUCCAUCCAGCAGAAUAUUCAUUCACCAGCCUUGCUGUUCAAACUGGCCCAAGAUGCCUGCAAGACUGCCACACCAGCCAACACUCCUCCAGAUACCACCUUACUUAAUAUCUCCCUGGAGCUUGGCCUGCAGGUGAUGCGCAUGACGCUCAACACCAUGACCUGGCGUCGUAGGGAAAUGGUGCGCUGGUUGGUCAGCUGUGCCACUGAGAUAGGAGUUCAGGCCCUGAUGAAUAUUAUGCAGAAUUGGUACACACUCUUCACACCUAUCGAGGCUACAACUAUUGUGGCAGUGACCGGGACCACACAUGCCACGCUGCUGAGGCUGAGCCUGAGUACUGGGCAACGGGAUGAGCUGUGCAGUUGUGCCCGGACACUGGCGCUGCAGUGUGCCAUGAAGGACCCACAAAACUGUGCCUUGCCAGCCCUGACACUAUGUGAGAAGAACCAUGCAGCCUUCGAGGCAGCCUACCAGAUUGUGCUAGAUUCUGCAGCCUCAGCUGGCAUGGGCCACUCCCACCUGUUCACCAUAGCCCGGUAUAUGGAGCACCGUGGGCUGCCCGUUCGUGCCUACAAGCUGGCUACUCUGGCCUUCUCACACCUCAACAUUGCUUUCAACCAGGACACCCACCCAGCACUCAACGAUGUCCUGUGGGCCUGCUCCCUUAGCCAGUCCCUGGGGAAGAACGAGUUGGCCGCCAUUGUCCCACUUGUCAUCAAGAGCGUGCAGUGUGCCCCCAUGCUCUCUGACAUCUUGCACCGUUGGAGCCUUCCUCCCCCAGGUCUUGCUUCAAUGGGCGGAGGGCGCCGUGGGGCAGGCAGCACAGGUACUGGCGGGAAGCUCUUUGCCAUGGACAAGGCCCCACUCUGCCAGCUGCUGGAGGCCGCCAUGGCUGCUUACAUCAGCACCACCCAUUCACGCCUCACCCACAUCAGUCCACGGCACUAUGGUGAAUUCAUUGAGUUCUUGGGAAAAGCCCGUGAGACCUUCCUGAUGGCCCACGAAGGGCACCUACGCUUUAGCCAGUUCCUUGACAAUCUCAAACAAACUUACAAAGGCAAGAAGAAACUUAUGUUGCUUGUACGGGAACGCUUUGGCUAG